Messenger RNA from Plasmodium gonderi, 294 nucleotides. Its product is annotated as RNA polymerase small subunit. The coding region runs from base 1 to 294 and encodes 97 amino acids. The transcript has 3 exons. Gene Ontology annotation, cellular component: RNA polymerase III complex; RNA polymerase I complex. Gene Ontology annotation, molecular function: DNA-directed RNA polymerase activity; protein dimerization activity; DNA binding. Lineage: Eukaryota; Apicomplexa; Aconoidasida; Haemosporida; Plasmodiidae. Gene Ontology annotation, biological process: DNA-templated transcription. The record is from RefSeq and is a predicted model, not a curated record.
AUGGAAAAAAAAAAAUAUUCUGAACAGUUGAGAACUUUAACUCAUGCGACUUUCUGUUUUGAGAAUGAGGACCAUACAUUAGGGAACUGCUUGCGUUGUAUUUUGCUGCAAAAGGAAGGGGUGGAAUUUGCUGGAUACACUGUACCACACCCUACACAAGCCGAAAUUAAUCUUAGGAUCCAGACAACGGGAGAGCCAGCCAUAAAUAUUUUAAAGGAUUCCCUAGAUGAUCUGUCCAACAUUUGUGACAUCAUGCUGGCUAAAUUUAAUGAUGCUCUGAAUGGAGUGCAUUAA